This is a messenger RNA of Daldinia childiae, 840 nucleotides long. RefSeq lists its product as uncharacterized. The record is from RefSeq and is a predicted model, not a curated record. Bases 1 to 840 code for a protein of 279 amino acids. NCBI's taxonomy places the organism in Eukaryota, Fungi, Ascomycota, Sordariomycetes, Xylariales, Hypoxylaceae. The transcript has 3 exons.
AUGACGAAGCCGUGGGAUGUAUAUGAAGCUACGAUUAAGGAUCUCUACGCCGACAACACGCUUUCCGUCGUGCGGCAGAUCAUGAUCGACCAGUACGGGUUCAGAGCCUCAGCGUAUAGGGGCCGUCUGAUCCGCUGGGGCGUCCGCAAGUACAAUUGCCGGAAGCGCGUCUCGCCGAGCGUGAGCAACAGCAGCGCCGAUGAGGGGAGUAGUUUCACGAGUGGCUCGGACACGGCCUCUCCGAUUAUGGCUGCUGCUACUACUACCAUCGGUGAUACGAGGGCGAUACUCCCUCGCGUUAUGAUGAAACAAGGAGACGCCGACGGCCACCUCGCCAUGCCGGUGCGGAUGAACCAGCAGUACGACCAGAGCCACCAACACCAAGUUUUCAGUACCGACAAUUCCUUCGACUCCAAGCCUAGAGCCUUCCAUCCAGCACCGCAACAUAACAACAACGGCAACAGUAACGGCAGCAUGCAGUACGGAUGGGACACAACCCUCCUCAAGAAAGACCCCGACGCCACAGACCUCGACGACUUCGCCAACAGCCAGCAAAGCGAGGCCCUCGCACCGCCAUCAUCGUACUUCGGCGGCCUAACCGCAUCGAUGAUGCAGUCCGGAAACGGAAAUAACAAACCCCCCUACGGCGCCGGAUACGGAGCAUCGACACCCGCCCAACACCACCAGCAUCACCGGAACACGGGCAGUGGUAGCUUGAAUUACUACAACUCGUUACCAUCACAGCAGCAGCAAGUCCGUAAUGGCGUCGUUACCGCGAACCAGGUCCCGCCGGAUAUGUCGUUUGCAGCGCAGACGAGAGGGUACGGCCAUGGCCCGUGA